Molecule: messenger RNA, 2178 nt
Organism: Cryphonectria parasitica EP155
Lineage: Eukaryota; Fungi; Ascomycota; Sordariomycetes; Diaporthales; Cryphonectriaceae
Product: potassium transporter
Exons: 5
Coding region: 1-2178 (725 amino acids)
Biological process (GO): potassium ion transmembrane transport
Cellular component (GO): membrane
Molecular function (GO): potassium ion transmembrane transporter activity
Source: RefSeq, a predicted model, not a curated record
AUGCUAAAAGAAUUGCUCCAGAAAUACAGUGGUUUUGUUUUAUUGUGGCUCAGCUGGCAAGCAACUGGUGUCAUCUAUGGUGAUAUCGGCACAAGUCCUCUCUACGUCUAUUCCUCCACCUUCACCAGCCAACCAACAUGGGACAAUCUCGUCGGCGCCUUAUCCAUCAUUAUCUGGUCUCUUACUCUGAUCGUUACCGUCAAAUACACCUUUAUCGUGUUGAGCGCCGACGAUGAUGGACAGGGCGGUACAUUUGCGCUAUACAGCCUCCUCUCGCGAUUCAUUGAAAUCACGCACCGCGAUCCAUAUGAGAAGGGGGUACGCAUGCAGCGCUACAGGACUGGCGAGCUGCGACCCGAGGCUCGGUCUGUCCGGCGGUUUGUCGAGAACAGCCCUGUGACCAAAGCCAUCUUGAAAGUGGUCGGCGUGCUUGGUGUGUCCAUGAUCAUGGCAGAUGGCGUCCUCACGCCAGCCCAGUCCGUCCUCGGUGCGAUUCAAGGCAUUCGUGUGGUGAACCCCAGCCUUGGGACACCAGUCAUCAUCGGCGUGUCAUGUGCCAUCCUCGUCCUCCUCUUCGCGAUCCAGCCCUUCGGAACCUCGAAGCUCGGCACGGGGUUUGCCCCCAUCGUCGUGCUCUGGCUUCUUUUUAACCUCGUCUCUGGCAUCUACAACCUCGCCACAUACGACUACACAGUGCUCAAGGCUUUCAGUCCGUACUUUGCCUUUACCUAUCUCAUCCGGAACGGCGAGGAGGGAUGGAGGUCGCUGGGCGGCAUGUUGCUGGCCUUUACUGGCGUCGAGGCCAUGUUUGCGGAUCUCGGCGCCUUUGGCAAACGCGCUAUCCAGAUUUCCUGGUUAUGCAUCGCUUACCCCUGCCUACUCUUUGCAUAUAUUGGACAAGCUGCCUACAUCUCUCAGGAUGCCUCGGGAACUGCAUGGUCCAAUCCGUUCUUUUCCACCGUCCCUCCCGGAACACUGAUCUUCUCCCUCAUCCUCGCUGUUCUGGCCGCCAUCGUUGCCUCUCAGGCCCUCAUCACCUCGACCUUUCAGCUUCUGUCCCAGGUCAUGAGGAUGUCCUAUUUCCCUCACAUCAAAGCCGUCCACACCAGUCGCAAGUUCCAUGAGCACAUCUACAUGCCCUUUGCAAACUGGCUCUUGAUGAUCGGUACCGUCAUUGUAACUGCGGUCUACAACAACACUACAUCUCUCGGAAACGCCUACGGAGUCUGCGUCAUCAUCGUCACGUUCAUCACCACGUGCAUGGUGGCGCUGGUCGCUAUCGUCGUCUGGAGGCUCCCCAUUCUCGUGGUCCUGCCCGUCUGGCUCCUCUUCGCCUGUCUGGACGGCACAUAUCUCAGCGCGGUCCUGACCAAGGUGCCCGACGGAGCAUGGUUCACCAUCCUCCUGUCCGCCAUCCUCUGCUCCAUCUUCAUCCUCUGGCGCUUCGGCAAGGAGGCUCAGUGGGCCGCAGAACACCUCGACCGCCUCCCUGCGUCAGCACUGCUGGUCAAGGCCGAUGGAGCACCAGACCAGGGAGGCCUGUCGCCUGCAGCACGACCAUCCUCCUCGUCGUCGUCGAAGAAGCGCGAGACCCGUCUGACCCAGUCCUUUGGCGGAACGCCCGUGUCGAUUGUGCCCGGGCUGGGCAUCUUCUUCGACAAGAACGGCGACAGAGACGUUCUCCCGCCGUCCUUCACCCACUUCGUGCGCAAGUUCGCCGCCCGCCCGUCCGUCACCGUCUUCUUCCACAUGCGGCCUCUCCCCGUGCCCACCGUCCCCUGCGCGGAGAGGUACGUCGUCGUGCGCGCGCCUGGUGUCGACCGCGCCUAUAGCGUUGUCAUGCGUCAUGGGUACACGGACGACGUGCUCAAGCCCGGCAUGGCGAGAGACCUCGUGGCGCAGAUCGAGCUGUCCCUGACGAGAGGUGCCCACAACGGUGGCGGCGCCGCUGGCGAGCUGGAGGAGCUGAAGGCGGCUCAUGAGGCGCAGGUUGUGUAUGUGCUCGGCAAGGAGACGAUGCGGAUCAAGCACGAGCGUGGGUUUCACCCUGCUGGGCUGGUCAGAAGGGCGCUGUUGUGGGCCUUCUUGUGGAUUCGGGAGAAUUCACGGACGAAAUUGGCAGAUCUGAAUAUUGAUGUCGACAAGGUGAUUGAGGUUGGAUUCUUGAAGGAGAUUUGA